Messenger RNA from Parnassius apollo (apollo), 282 nucleotides. The record is from the annotation of a GenBank genome assembly. NCBI's taxonomy places the organism in Eukaryota, Metazoa, Arthropoda, Insecta, Lepidoptera, Papilionidae.
AUGCCUCUCGAAAAUCAACUGCGACUUCCCCGCAUAUCCCUCAGCAAGCGGAAUCGGGCUAUCGUGAGGGCUCUGACCCCAAUGCUGGUGACCUAUUUGGAAGCCAGCCGGGACCUUUGCGAAACGGACUCAAUUCUCUUUGGCGCCGCACUAGCAGUCUGCCGUAUUAUAGGCGCCAAACUAUCCACGGCUGGACGCACUACUGGACAAAGUAGUGCUAUCCCAGUCUGGAGAACAAGAAUUGAAGAACGUAUCGCAAAGGCCCCCUCAUCGGCAGACUGA